Mizuhopecten yessoensis (Yesso scallop) is the source of this 3696-nucleotide messenger RNA. RefSeq lists its product as uncharacterized. Lineage: Eukaryota; Metazoa; Mollusca; Bivalvia; Pectinida; Pectinidae. Bases 116 to 1126 code for a protein of 336 amino acids. Gene Ontology annotation, molecular function: ubiquitin-protein transferase activity; metal ion binding. The transcript has 6 exons. Gene Ontology annotation, biological process: protein autoubiquitination. The record is from RefSeq and is a predicted model, not a curated record.
UUGGUUUACUUCCGGUGUACUUGGUAGGGGAGACCACUGUCGAAUGUGAUUUGUGGAUAGUGAACUACUGGUGCUGAUUUUACCUUUGUUACAAGUUUUAAGGAGAAAUGACAAGAUGGUGAACUGCUCCAUCUGCCUGGAUGCCAUCAAGACACCGACAUGUUGUAUUCCAUGUGGCCAUGUGUUCUGUAACAUGUGUAUCGGACGAUGGCAGAGACAGCACGCGUACAACGGCACAACGAGGGACUGCCCACAGUGUAGAUGCCAGAUAGAACAAGCUCAGAUCAUCAGGUUUGACACCUCUGAGGAAGUCAAUGAUAUAGAAUAUGAUGAUGCUGUUGACAAUCCAUGGGAUGUGUCGGAUGUUGGAACAAUUUUAAAAUCCUUAGAAAAUAUAUGGAAAAGGAGCCAAGUGAGACAAAUUUUAAAAACAGGACAAGCCAGAAUACUAUCAUAUGACUGUGUCAAAUGUAUGUGGGACUGUGCCAGGAAUGGCUGGAACAAUGGGAAACAAUUUGUUGGAGAAAUCCAGGAAGCUGAUGGUCUGGAGAACAAACUUAACCUUGUAAAGAUGCGUCUACAUCAGGGCUUCAGUCAUUGUAAACACCGAGUGAUGCACCAUCCACUCACAGAGGCCCUGAAGAGGAAGUGGGCGGGCUUGUCUGAGGACUGGAAACAUGUACUAGCCAUUUCCCUGGCUGUGCUGGUCGUCCUUCUCCUGGUGGAUGUCCAACAUAAAGAUGGACUCAUACAGUCUGUGAUCUUUCCCGUGUUUCACACGUUUUUCUUCAUCUUUCACGAACUCCUGGCAUGCUUGGUUUACAUCGUAGUCCGUCCCCUGUAUUGCUCAUUUCUAUGCACUAUGGAAGUGGCCUCCACCUUAGCAGACGUAACAGUGGAGACACUGGUAUCUGUUAUACAAAUGAUUAUGGCUUUCAUCGUUUUACCAAUGACGAUGGCCCUAGGUUUGAUACAGGUUGUCACAGCGACUGUUGGGACAAUUAUGCGGACGUUGAUACCUCUGUUUAUCCUUCUGUAUUUUAUCAGCCCUUCUGUCCAGCACCACUGUAGAGCUGUCCUGGCCAGGCUUCAACACCAAAACCAUAAUCAAGAACAGGGCAACUGAUAUGAAGAUGAGAUUGAAAUGGAAAUACUGUGUGCAUCCCAUAUGUUUGUAAGGCAGAACCAAAUAAAUCCUGUGGCUGUUGGGUGUUUUGACACAAUAGCUAUACAGUAUAUGCAUUAGGAGUUAUAUUAACUUCUCCUGGUUUUGUCCUCAAAAAUAUUGUGUAACUGAAACAUGGGGUAGGAAUAUUUCUAUAAGGAGUAGCAUAACAUAGUUAAUGUAAUCCUAUUCACAUCCUAUUAAAACUGUUCUAUGAUAGGCUGGAAAAGAUGAUUUUGGAUUAAGCGAUAGCUCUAAACAUACGAGAUACUUAUAAAAGACCCACGGGUAGAACUGUUAGGGAUAAUUGUAGCAAAUUAAGUAUUUUCACAGUAAUACUACCUGCCUUUCAAUUAUAUAAUAAUAAUGUGAAGUUUCAUCUUUAUAUUGUAAAAUUGAAGAAAAAGACAUUGAAUAUAUUACAAGGGACCUGAAGACACAUUGAUGAUAACGGCCAUAGGAACAGUACCAUAUUUAUUUGGCAAUACGAUCAUGGCUUGUAAUAUAGAAAUUCCAAAUAUAAACAUGGCCUACACAGUUUUUAGAUAAAAUACCAAAUUGGGGAAUUGGGGGACUAUAUUAAAUAUGACAAAGUAGAUUUACAUAUUUUAUGACAAGACUAUUAUAUAAAGCAAAUUGUAGUCGAUAAUAUUGCCAUUUUAAUGCAUGUUUUUAAUACAAAGCUUUAAUUGUUGUUGUUGUUUAAUGCUUCAUGUAAUAAUUAUGGCUUAUACCUAUAAAAAAAAAUCCUGUAGCUAAAAAUUGCGAUACAUCUGGAGAAAAUCUCAGGUAAAUCUGUUGUUUUUCGUGAAUGAUUUCCAAAUUAGAGGUUGCUUAUUUUGAACAUUUUAUGAGUAAAUAGCAAAUGCAUAUCAAGAAAUUUUAAUAUGAAAGUUAUAUACAUUUUGUAAUUAUUUUUUGUAUUAGUUAUUUUGUUUGUUGCAAUAUGUUGGCAAAUUAUUGUGAAGUUACCACUAUAUCAAAAGAUAUGCGUUUUGCUUUCUAACAUCUUAGGUGCUAUUAAGAAGGGAUGAUUUUUAUGGAACUUGUGGAGAUGUGAAUUCUUAAAUAUCAUAUGUUGUAAUUCCCUCGGAGAGCCCAAAAAGUGGUUCCUUUACACUGGUGGUCUCUCAACACAGGUGGGCUUUUUAAAAGGAGGUGGCUUUAACAGGUGUGUCUGUGACUGAAAAUUGUGAGGAAUUUAUUGAAAGUUUUUUUUAAUUCCAAUUUUUAAUGAAUGAUUUUCCUAAUGCUUGUUUGAAUUUUCUUGCUAAAACAAUAACCUUGCUUGUUAGAAUUUUUUCUACAAUGGUUUUAAGUGAGUGAAAUAUGACAGGGGAAAACAUGACAUAUAAUAGAGUCAAGGUUACUUGUAUAUAAUUCAAUAUUUUUUUUUAGAUAUUAUUCCCUUCUUUUACCUAAGACAAUUUAAAGACACUUUGAGAUGUUUCUUGCACAUGUACAAAUCAUCUGUUGAUUCCUUUGAUUUGUUCUGGUUACUGGUUUAAAUUUUGUAUCUGUUUUAUGUUAUUCUUUGAGUAGAAAGAUAUUUACACAUUUAAGUAUAGAAGUCAGUGUCUGCAUUAUAAAGGGGUUUGGUGAUAAAUUGAAAGAGACAUAUCGAGAACUGAACAGAAAAAAGGGAAAGAAGACAUUGAAAAACAUAAGCAGUAAGCGAGUUGUCAACCAAACAAAAUGAGGAUCAUUUUAUGAAGGAUUUACUGUAUACUUGCUCAAAGUAUGUGCCAAAUUGAUGUUUUACUGUGUGAUGUUAUUGCUACACCAUGUUCUAUUGCAGCAGAUCUGGAAUUACGUACCUGGUUAAAAUGUCUUUUUCUGUUAAUACUUGUAAUAUGGAAAGCGUACUUUCAGGUUUACAAACUGAACCAUAAGUAACAUGUCUUGUUUAUUUACUAGAAACCUGGAAAAUAUGUUCUUUCUAUUUUCUGGCAUAUGCAUCUAUGUUAUUUUGAUAAUGAGUCUUAGAAGUAUGAAAAUAGCCUGUUCAGUAUUAUCAAGUCAUUGCCUUCGAGUUCAAAAGUGAAAGUAAAGCCCAUGGAAAAGAAGGAUAAACAAUUUUUGUAAUGCUAUAUAUAAAAUUAUUGCAUUGAAGCAGGUCCAUUCCGAAAAUAGUUGAUGAAAUCAUAUUCACUCACAGCUGUAUGUAAACAGAAGAUCUCUGGUGUUAAGUGUAAACUGUAGGAGAUUAAAUGGAGGUAAGUGGCAUGAGAGCAGGUAGUAUGUAAAUGAAAUUCUGGUACAUGGUAGCUGAUAACAAAUUGCUUUUUCUGAAAGGUUUUGUUUUCCCUUCCUUAAAUUCAAUAUUUACCAGGUAAAUUUUAAAAAUUGCAUUAAAUUAUUUGCUGUAUAUUAUGCAAUUUUCUGUUCUUAUAUAAUUUAUAUGUAAAAUUAUGUAAGUUACUAACAACCUUUUCUGUAUAUAAUGCAAUUUUCUCUUAUUAUAUAAAUGCUUAUAUAAAAAAUGAUGCAUGUGAUACAAGUAAUUGAUUCAGGAAUUUUAAAAUAAAGAA